CGACAGCGUUCGUAUUUGUAAACACGAACAGAGCGUCUCAAGUCAAAUCUUGCUGGGUGUAAGUGCUUGCCGAGACGUUGAGGAAAAAUGGCGACUAUUCCCUCGUGGGCUCGUGUAUGAGUGAGGGCAAAGCCGCCCGCUUUUCGGCGUGGUGCUUUCCGUGUUAUAAGAAUUUUUCCGCAUCCGGAAAAAAACCAACGGGGGCGCGCCUUUCUCGUUUUGCCCCGACGCAAGCUGGAGCCGGUGACGCGGCCCCGAAACCUUCUGCCGAGUUAUCCAUUGGCACACGCCAUUGAAGACGAGAAGUUUAGUGGCCGCGCGCUGCUUAGCGAGCUGGGGCCUGGGGCCCCCCGUGCCGCUUUCGGGGAGCGAAUGCCCGGCGCCGCACUGGCGGGGGCAGCGAAUAAACUGACCCGGCCGGGCGCGUUGUCUCUCGCUCGGGCGGCGCCUGGCGUCCGUCGCGCCCGCCUUCGUCAGC
Amoebophrya sp. A120 is the source of this 478-nucleotide messenger RNA. The record is from the annotation of a GenBank genome assembly. NCBI's taxonomy places the organism in Eukaryota, Dinophyceae, Syndiniales, Amoebophryaceae.